Molecule: messenger RNA, 621 nt
Organism: Chelonoidis abingdonii (Abingdon island giant tortoise)
Lineage: Eukaryota; Metazoa; Chordata; Testudines; Testudinidae
Source: RefSeq, a predicted model, not a curated record
CCCGGCGGGCUGCAGGCGGCACUCUGCCUCCACAGUCCCUGCUGGCCGGAGAGGAGAGAGAUCAAACAGCCGCCGCCCUUGCUCAGCAUUGCACCCGCUCCUCUCUCUUUCCCAGCUAGAAUUUGCUGGGCCCUGGCUCCGCGCCUGCGGCUGCCGCAGUCAGCCGGACCCGCCUUCGCCUCCCCAGUCAGCGACGCAGAAGGGGCCGGGGAACGAGCGGCAGCAGCUCCAGCGCCUCAGCGGCCCCCGGCUUUCUCCCCUCCUCCUUCAUCCCACCAGCGCCUCCGGAGCGGGGCCCCAGGCUCGCGCUAACAGCGGCGACAGAGGAUGGCGCGAGGCGGCGGUUGCUUGGGGCAACCCCGGCUGCUGCUGCUGCUGCUGCUGGGCGGCCUCCUGUGCCUGCAUGGCGGGGCUCCGCUGGGCCGCGCUGGGCGGGGGCAGCCGCCCACCCCGUGCCAGGCGCCGCGGCAGUGGGAAGGGCGCACCGUGGUGUACGACCACAGCAGCGGCAGGAACACCAGGGCGGCGGUGUCCUACGACGGCCCCAACCAGCGCCUCCGGCUCCUGGAGGAGAGAAAGGCGCUUAUCCCCUGCAAGAAAGUCUUUGAAUAUAUGUUGUAA